Messenger RNA from Psammomys obesus (fat sand rat), 2392 nucleotides. It is a transcript of the gene Cldn2, whose product is annotated as claudin 2. The transcript is spliced from 2 exons. Gene Ontology annotation, molecular function: structural molecule activity. The record is from RefSeq and is a predicted model, not a curated record. NCBI's taxonomy places the organism in Eukaryota, Metazoa, Chordata, Mammalia, Rodentia, Muridae. Gene Ontology annotation, cellular component: plasma membrane; bicellular tight junction. Bases 245 to 937 code for a protein of 230 amino acids. Gene Ontology annotation, biological process: calcium-independent cell-cell adhesion; bicellular tight junction assembly.
CCUAGGCUCCCAAGGAGCAUCUGGGAGCUCUUCAAAAGAACAGCAUCGUGAGUACCUGCUCUGUUUUCUAGAUGCCUUCUUGAGCUUGCUUGUGGCCACCCACAGUUAUUUGUACGGGCGAACGAAGUCAGCUUGCCAGAGACACUGUGAAAUGAGGGAUUAGAGGCUGGGAUCCAAGAAGCAAGAGCAGCAGCCAAAAGACAAGCAAACAGGCUCCGAAGAUACUUCUACUGAGAGGUGUGCCAUGGCCUCCCUCGGUGUCCAACUGGUGGGCUAUAUCCUAGGCCUUUUGGGGCUACUAGGCACUUCGAUUGCCAUGCUGCUUCCCAACUGGCGAACAAGUUCUUACGUUGGUGCCAGCAUCGUGACGGCAGUUGGCUUUUCCAAGGGCCUCUGGAUGGAGUGUGCUACACAAAGCACAGGCAUCACCCAGUGUGAUAUCUAUAGCACUCUUUUGGGACUUCCUGCUGACAUCCAGGCUGCCCAGGCCAUGAUGGUGACAUCCAGUGCAAUGUCCUCACUGGCCUGUAUUAUCUCGGUGGUGGGCAUGCGAUGCACGGUGUUCUUCCAGGAAUCUCGAGCUAAGGACAGAGUGGCUGUAGUGGGGGGAGUCUUCUUCAUCCUCGGCGGUAUCCUGGGUUUCAUCCCAGUGGCUUGGAAUCUUCAUGGCAUCCUUCGGGACUUCUACUCACCACUGGUUCCUGACAGCAUGAAAUUUGAAAUUGGAGAAGCUCUUUACCUGGGCAUUAUUUCAGCCCUCUUCUCUUUGGUAGCUGGAGUCAUCCUCUGCUUUUCCUGCUCCACUCAGGGAAAUCGUCCCAGCUACUAUGAUUGCUACCAGGCACAGCCUCUUGCCACUAGGAGCUCUCCAAGGCCUGGUCAACAGGCCAAAGCCAAGAGUGAGUUCAACUCCUACAGCCUGACUGGGUAUGUGUGAAGAAACAGGGGCCAGAGCUGGGGGUGGGGUGGGUGGUGGCUGGUACUAUUAAAAAAAAGUAGUGGACAAUGCCCCCAGGGUCACAGGCAAAGGACAUUGCCCCUGAAUCAUGUGUAAGGUGCUGCUGAGGAUAGACCGACUUUGGCCAUUGGAUGCAGAAAGUCAGAGAUGGGAACUAGUGUGACAGCAUGUUGCUCGAAUUGCCAAGGAUAUUCAACAAGCCAGCUCUUCUUUUUCCCUCAUCUUGCCUCACCAAGGCACCUCCUAAACUAAAACUCCAAGUCCCAUCCCUGCCACUUUUGGCUAUGCCCAGAGACACUCUUAUGCCCACUGGUCUACCUGGAGCUCCUUCCCCAAGCCCACGUAAUCAUAUCUGAUCAGCUGGCCAUCUGUGAUCAAAAGACCCUCUUCCCCUGGCUGAGGUUGCCUCUGAACUCAAUUGCUGGGGGACAGAGAGAAGAAAAAGAGGUGGCUCCUGUGGGCAUGUCUCUAGCUCCCUUCUCAAACUUCCAUCCAAAGAAAUGAAUUGGUCAGUAAUAGGCCCUGAAGCCUCUCUCCCAGUGUUAUUAUGAAUUCAGCAAAUCCAGACUGGGUUGUGAAUGAACUGAAGGAAAGUUAUCUCAUGGCAUCCAGCAGAAAGUAACUAACUGGGUGCAGAAUGGGAAUCAACCUGGGACCCAAAACCCACAAGAAUCACUUCUCAGGGCACUUUCUAUUAUUCCCACACAUUUGUGGGUCAGGAUGGAAGCAGAGCUCUAGGAAAAAACAAGGCGGCAGCCCUCUGACUCCACCAAGGAAUUGCCAAGAACCUGCAAUUAACAACUCCCACUGAAAUGUCUGCUUCCUUCUGGGGCAUCUGACCUGGUCUCCUGGAUAAACCACAAGGCUUGGAGCCCUAGACAAGGGUUUUCUGAGGGACAAUAGACCAGAUUUUCCAGAACGGCCCUUCAACAUAGAAGCUCCAGAAGACUACAAAAGACAUUAUUGCUACUUAGCCCUGACCAAGAACAAAUAAGGACUUUAGUAUCAAGGGACUGGCUAGACAUGUAUGGUGGCUGUUGUGUGUGCUCCGCUGUUCCAGCGAGGCACCUCUACCAGAAACUUUAGACUUAAUGGACAAACAACCCCCUGGGGUCUAUACUCAGCAUUACAGAGCCUCCGAAAGACCAUAGCACCAAACAGGGGUUUUCGUCACUUUUUAAUACUUGCAUCAUCUCCCAUCAGAAGCUAUUCUAGAAGGUAUGCAAAAGUCUCCAGUGUGGAACAUCCAUGGCCAAGGUGUUGUGUUUAGGACCUGAGUGACAGAUGAACUGCUGCCUGGGAUUGUGCUUGAGGUGGGAGAACAGAGAAUGGUUCUCAGUCAAACAGUUUCACCUCCAAGAUCUUAAAAUGCUCCAUUUCCUUUGUGGUAGGUGUGUGUGUGUGUGUGUGUGUGUGUGUGUGUGUGUGUGUGUG